GCCUGAUUCUCAUUUCAUCUUUCCGCCAUGCCUGCUCCGAUCCAAGGCCCACGUACUCUUUACGACAAAAUCUUUGAUGACCACACAGUCUCCGUUCAAGAGGAUGGUCUCACCUUGCUCUACAUCGACAGGCAUCUAGUUCACGAAGUAACCAGUCCCCAGGCUUUUGAAGGCUUGCGUACCGCCGGCCGACCUGUGCGUCGCCCGGACUGCACGCUCGCUACUGUGGAUCAUAAUAUUCCUACGGCUUCGCGCAAAAACUUCAAAUCCGCCUCGACAUUUAUCGAGGAACCUGAGUCGCGUGCGCAAUGCGUCGCUCUGGAGGAGAAUGUGAAGGAGUUCGGUCUGACGUACUUCGGGAUGACGGAUCGCAGGCAGGGAAUCGUACAUAUCAUUGGCCCUGAGCAGGGCUUCACGCUCCCUGGAAUCACGUGCGUAUGUGGAGAUUCGCAUACCUCUACACAUGGAGCUUUCGGCGCCCUUGCCUUCGGCAUCGGCACGUCCGAAGUUGAGCAUGUCCUCGCAACCCAGACCCUGCUCCAGAAGAAGAGCAAGAACAUGCGUAUCACCGUCGACGGCGUUCUGCCUGAAGGCGUCACCUCGAAAGACGUGAUAUUGCACAUUAUCGGCGUCAUCGGCACCGCUGGUGGCACGGGAUGCGUAAUCGAGUUCGCGGGCUCCGUCUUCCGUGGCUUCAGCAUGGAGGCGCGCAUGAGCGUGUGCAACAUGAGCAUCGAGGCCGGUGCUCGUGCGGGCAUGGUCGCGCCUGAUGAAGUCACCUUCGAGUAUAUAAAAAAUAGGCCGCUGGCACCGAAGGGCGAGGCGUGGGACCGUGCAAUGGCGUACUGGAAGACGCUGAAGUCGGAUGAGGGAGCCAAAUUCGACGUCGAGGUGAAUAUUCGGGCGGAGGAUAUCAUCCCCACCGUCACCUGGGGCACGUCGCCACAAGACGUUGUACCCAUCACGGGCUCCGUACCCGACCCAUCAACCAUGUCGGACCCCGUCAAGCGAGCUUCUGCGGAACGCUCGCUGAAGUAUAUGGGUCUCACUGCUGGCACCCCGAUGGAGGAUGUGAAGAUCGACAAGGUCUUCAUCGGCUCGUGCACCAACAGUCGUAUCGAGGAUCUUCGCUCUGCGGCGAACAUCGUCCUGGCUGCAGGACCCGACGCCAAGGUUGCCCCGCACGUUUACGCGAUGAUCGUCCCCGGUUCCGGUGUCAUCAAGCAGCAUGCCGAGGCGGAAGGCCUUGACGCUGUCUUCAAGCGCGCCGGGUUUGACUGGCGUGAAGCCGGCUGCUCCAUGUGCCUCGGCAUGAAUCCCGACCAGCUCGCGCCCGGCGAGCGGUGCGCCUCCACGAGCAAUCGCAAUUUUGAGGGACGCCAAGGUUCCGGCGGGCGAACGCACCUCCUCAGCCCUGCAAUGGCGGCGGCAGCUGCAAUGACGGGCAAACUCACGGACGUGCGGAAGUUCUUGGGCGUGGAUGCGAAGGAGGGUUCCUUCGGCCCUAAGCUCAAGGUGGCUAGUGUGUUCGAGUUCCUCGACGAUCCCAUCCAGCCUUCGCCUGACCCUAUCCGCCCCGUUGCCGACUUGCCCGGCACCAAAGAUCUUCCGCCAAAGGAGUCGCCGUCGAGCGUGGAGAAGUUUACGAUCCUGAAAGGCAUCGCGGCUCCGCUUCACAUUGAGAACGUCGACACGGACAUGAUCAUCCCCAAGCAGUUCUUGAAGACGCUUAAGCGCACGGGUUUAGCCAAUGCGCUAUUUUACACGCUCCGGAAGAACCCGCACACGGGCGAAGAGACUGACUUCGUCCUCAACCGCGCACCGUACGAUCAUGCGAAGAUCCUCAUAUGCACAGGCAAGAACUUCGGGUGCGGCAGUUCUCGAGAGCACGCACCCUGGAGUUUGAACGAUUUCGGCAUACGGUGCAUAAUCGCGCCAUCGUUCGCGGAUAUCUUCAAGAACAAUACAAUGCAGAAUGGGAUGCUCCCCGUUGCGCUUUCACAAGAGGACUGCAUGGCCCUUGCGAAGGACGCUGAGGCCGGGCACGAGCUCGAGGUUGAUCUCGAGAAGCAGGAGAUCCGGCGUCCGAACGGCCAGCCCGCGAUAAUGUUCACGGUCGACCCGUUCCGGCGGCAUUGCCUGUUGAAUGGGUUGGACGACAUUGCCCUCACCUUGCAAAAGGCGGACGCGAUCGAGCAGUUCGAGGAGCGACGGAGCGAGGUGUGGCCGUGGUUGGACGGUUUCGGAUACAAGGGCAAAAUUCCCAUCAAUAAGAGCGUGCAGAAGAAGGCAGGCAAGAUGGAAUGGUGAGCUUGUGGAGCGAGAUUUCUACCAGCAAGUGUAUCAGUAGCCAUAUCCCUUUGUUGUAUAUUUCCCGCGUCUCUCCUAUGGGCCUUAGCUACAUUCAUAACGGAUCUCUAGCGCG
Molecule: messenger RNA, 2425 nt
Organism: Punctularia strigosozonata HHB-11173 SS5
Lineage: Eukaryota; Fungi; Basidiomycota; Agaricomycetes; Corticiales; Punctulariaceae
Exons: 7
Coding region: 28-2310 (760 amino acids)
Biological process (GO): L-leucine biosynthetic process
Cellular component (GO): 3-isopropylmalate dehydratase complex
Molecular function (GO): 3-isopropylmalate dehydratase activity; 4 iron, 4 sulfur cluster binding
Source: RefSeq, a predicted model, not a curated record